UCGCCCGCCCAUUCGACAGGACACAUUCAUCUUCUCCUCGGCGCGACGAACAAAGCACGUCAUUGUACACAAUCGCGGAUGCUCGUGACGUGCGUGGUCGUGCCCCUCUUCAUCCUUCUCUUUCCCUCUACCUCUACCACCUCGUCGCUUCAUCGCACACAGCCUUCGUUACGACAUCGAGGAACGUUACGACGGAACGGAGCGAAACGCGAUGCGGGAGAACGACGCAGCCCGUGGAAGACGCUGGUGUCGCAACGCUGACGCUAUUGACGGGCCUCCUCUUCGCCGUCUUCGCCUUUCGUCUUCCGAGCAGCCAGCGCCGCGGUUUACAGCUGAGAUUUUUGGCAGCGUUUAGAGCAGAGCAGAGCACAGUUAAAGCGCGACGAGCGAACGAGCCAGUUGCAUCGCUGGGAAAAGCAUUCGUAUGAAAAGCAAGCUUUUCCAAAAGUUAUCUUCUUGAGAGGGGUUAAAGAUUCUCUCUCACGUGUCAAGUAACGUUUGUGUGACAUGAUGGUUUAUCCGUGAAGAAUCGCAUUCAAUUGGAGGAAACAUAAGUCUACUCGUGUAGGAGUAAUAACAAACGCUAAAUUAAAUCUAACUUUUGAAAACGUGCGCUGAAAUUGAAAAAUAAUAAAGGCCGGAAAACCAGUGAGGGGCGUUUAAAACCUAACCAUCGUUUCACAUUAUCCCACUGGCGAAAUGGCAUCCAAUCGCAACGUGCGAGAUUGUCUGUCAUGCAGGCAGGUACUAAAUAUCAUGGUGAUUCUCGGCUUCAUGUUAAACUACAUGCUGCGCAUGAAUCUAACGAUAGCGAUCGUCUCAAUGGUGAUACAGAGCAAUAGUAGCGGUCAACAUUCGCAUUCCAAUGGAUCGGCGUCGAUGCCGGAUGAGUGCGGUGCUCAGGCGAUGAUGAUGAACGAUCUCACCCCGAUCAACGACACCAGGACCCCGGUGAUCGACGUUAACAGAGUCAACGAGAUGAACAGCAGCAGCGGGUUCACAGCAUCCCCAUUCGUCCGCAUCCGUACCGUUACUAUGUAUAACACACCGGGGGAACGAGUCCAGACCAAGUAUUCAUGGAACGAAUAUGAGGUGAAUAUGAUUCUCGGUAGCUUCUUCUGGGGUUAUAUCUGCACGGAAUUUCCCGGCGGCCGACUCGCGGAGAUAGUCGGUACGAAACGAGUCUUUGGCUACAGCAUGCUAGUGUCGAGCUUCAUCACUCUGUUUGUACCGCUGUCGGCCACUUUGGGCUACACCAUGGUCGUCGCGUUAAGGGUCGUAUUAGGAUUUAUGUUGGGUGCCACCUGGCCUGCCAUCCAGCCAAUGACUGCUCGAUGGAUUCCACCGACGGAGCGUAGCAAGUUCGUCUCUCACAUGAUGGCCUCGUCCCUCGGCGCCGCGAUAACUAUGCUGAUGUGCGGGUUCCUCAUCGCCUCGCUAGGCUGGGAGUCGGUGUUCUACGUGACCGGCGUGAUCGGGAUUAUCUGGAGCGUAGCGUGGUUCUUGCUGGUGUUUGACUCACCGUCGCAGCAUCCGCGCAUCAGUGCGGAGGAGCGGCACUUUAUCGAGAGCGCGAUUGGAACGACUACCACUGCUAAGCCUCUGCCGAUACCGUGGCGCGCGCUUAUCACUUCGGGGCCAGUUUGGGCUAUCGUGAUAACGCACGCGUGCAGCGUCUUCAGUUACCAUACCAUUGUCAAUCAGCUUCCAACUUACAUGAAGUACAUCUUGCACUUCAACAUUAAAGAGAACGGCCUGUUAUCCUCGUUACCUUAUUUAGGCAAAUACAUUUUUGCCUUAGCCACGUCCACCUUGGCCGAUUACUUGCGCCGCAACAACAAGUUAUCGGUGACGGCAAUACGUAAAAUUUUUACAACGUUAGCUGUGCUAACUCCCGGCAUCCUCAUGGUGAUCCAAGCGUACUACGGUUGCAAUCGCGUGGCGUCGGUAGCCGUAUUCACCAUCGCUCUAACAAUAAAUGGCGCCGUAACGGCCGGUUAUCUCGGAAACGGUCUCGACAUCGCGCCCAAUUUCUCCGGGACUAUAUUUGGCCUCGCCAAUACCUUCAGCUCGAUAGGUGGUUUCCUUAGCACCUUCAUGGUCGGUAACAUCACGUAUCAAAAUCAGACCUACACACAGUGGACCAUCAUCUUUUGGAUCCUAGCGGCCGUCUAUUUCAGCGGCUCAGUGACAUUCGUUAUUUUCGGUACCGGCGAGUUACAGAGCUGGAACAAUCCCGUCGAGAUGCACAACCACAAAAAAGAGAAUGGGACCACCGUGGAAGACGGCGCCGAAUCGGUUCCACUCAAGAGCAAAAUAAUUUCGUAACGAUUUGAGCGAAUACGCUUAGACUCUGUUAGAAAUUUGCGAAUCAAAUGCGGCGAUAACGUCGAUUUUUUUGUGACACGACAUAUUCCAAACGAAACAGUAUUCGUUUUUAUUAUCUUCGAAUUUUAGGACUGGUCGAUGAGACCUAUCAGCUUGGCAAUAGUUCGCGAGACAGUUUUAUUUCCUAAACGAUGUUUCGGAAGUUGUAGCUUAGAGAUUUGAAAUAUUGAGUAAUUUUAAUUUUUAAAACCAAAUUGAUCUAUUAUAGUUUAAUAUUUUUUUUUUUAAAUAACAUUAGAAAGAAAUUUUUUGUAAAAUCAAAGAUUUUUUAAAUAAUUUUUAUUUAAUUAUAUUCAAUUUUAAGAGAUCGCUUUCUAGUUUUGCCAAGCUUAGGGUUGAUUGAUGUAGGAUAAUUGAGUGCGUUUUUACACUCAUUUUCUAUUGAUAGUAUAUAAGUUUGCGCAGUUACCAAAAGAGAAAAAAAAGACACGCGGCUAGAAGUAUCUAAUAGGAAACUCAGUGUUCAUUCGAUAUGACAAGUUUUUAAAUAAAUAUACAAUUUUUAGCAAAUUUA
Solenopsis invicta (red fire ant) is the source of this 2902-nucleotide messenger RNA. RefSeq names its product sialin. Gene Ontology annotation, molecular function: transmembrane transporter activity. Gene Ontology annotation, cellular component: plasma membrane. Lineage: Eukaryota; Metazoa; Arthropoda; Insecta; Hymenoptera; Formicidae. The transcript has 8 exons. Gene Ontology annotation, biological process: transmembrane transport; monoatomic anion transport. Bases 700 to 2328 code for a protein of 542 amino acids. The record is from RefSeq and is a predicted model, not a curated record.